AUGUCUGAUCCCAUCACAGCGACCAUCCAGGUGGCCCAGCUAGGCAUCUCUGCCGUCAGAGCUGGAGCAGCCAUCGCCAACGCAUGGAGCAACCGAAGUCAGCGAAAGGCUGCCGAACCGUCGACAGAAAGUGCCGCAAACGGGAACCCCUUCCAAGGAGCGUCGAUCGAGGAGAUUCUCUUGGUGCUGGCAACGCUGGGCCAACGCCUCCUAUUGCUUGACGUGGUCGACUUCGAUGUCCUUCCCCAGGCCUCUGAAGCGGUGCGCUCGGCCAUGCGUGCUGUGGACUCAAAGUCCGACGAUGUAGGCGAAGAUUUCGACGACCUUGAGCCCAUCUUGCAGCAUCUCGUUGCCUGUGCCUAUGUCUUUUGCGCAGCAUGUCACCCAAUGCCCAUUUGGCAUGGAUUUGGCUGUGCCAUCAUGGAUCGUACAGACUGGGCUACGCCUGAGAAGCCAAACUACUGGAUCAACGACGUCGAUAAAGGCAUCGCCUUCUUGAAAAGCGUGCCUCAGCCCUGGAAGCUAUUGAAGAAAUCGCCCUCCGCAAUCAGCAAAGAGGAGCCCGACUUUGAGAAGACUGACAAGAAAUCUCGAAAGCUGAUGGAAGGUGUUCUGGAAGACGUGGUCAAGCAAUUUGAGAAACACGGGAUGCCGCAACCACUGCCUCCAAACAAUGGAAUCGUUAUUCGAACCUGGGGAUUCGCAUUUGCGACGUAUGGAGGCAGCUCUUUCUACAUGGAUGUCGGACACAACACGAAACUUGUCGCGCGCUUUCAAGCCGACGCAGGUCGAUUCUUGUACGCAUGGACAGUGGGAGAGCGAGCUGACCUUCGUGCUGGAGAUGCCAUCGUCUUCUGUGGCAAACACAUCGGUGCACUUGCCGAAUGGCUGGAAGGGCUCAAUGGGAUGAGCCACAAGGUGCUGAAAGACACGGAGCUGGAUUGGUCCAAAGUCAAGUUCAAGUCCUCGACUCGCAAGUUGUACAAAGCUCACUGCGGUCACGAACAAGGCCUCAACGAUGAAGCAUUUGUCAUGGUUCGCAAUCCCGAUCCGAUGGCGCACAUUGCGAAACGACUCGACGAGCUCCAUUUCGUGCCUACAAAUGUCACUGCAUCCGCAGCCCCUACCGCAAGCCCCGUCAAUCCGGUCGACCUUGACGAUAAGAAAGGAGCGAGAGUCUCCAUCAGUUCCAUCUCUCCCCCACAAAGUCCAAUCCGAAACUCUGUCUCGAAUCCACUGUCACCAACCAUCGUACCAGUCGUAAGGCGAAAGCCGGUUGCUCGAGGAGACAGCCAGGUCAGCGGGACGAGCACCGCCGACAGUCAAAGUAACGCAGGAAGCACGGCACCUACAUCGCCCAUCUCGACUCAAGCCAGCCCCUGUCCGAUCCCGUCCAACCCAGCCUCACCCUUGGAGCCUUCACUCACCAGCUUACCAUCGCCAGGACUGGCAGACACCUACGCCCUACCUUCCGGAUGGGAGGAGCGCCAUCUCCCGGAUGGAAGAUCCUACUACAUUGACCAUGUAACCCGCACCACCUCAUGGGAGCGUCCGGCGAUGACAGACCCAGCGGCACCUCCAUCUUACGAGGCCUCGACUGCGCCAGAGCCUGAGAAGCCGUUACCGCCCGGCUGGGAAAUGAGAAUAGAUCCACAGCGGAGACUCUAUUAUGUUGAUCAUAACACACAGCUUUCGACGUGGGAGAGGCCGGUCGGUUGA
Zasmidium cellare ATCC 36951 is the source of this 1719-nucleotide messenger RNA. RefSeq lists its product as uncharacterized. The coding region runs from base 1 to 1719 and encodes 572 amino acids. The record is from RefSeq and is a predicted model, not a curated record. Lineage: Eukaryota; Fungi; Ascomycota; Dothideomycetes; Mycosphaerellales; Mycosphaerellaceae. The transcript has 2 exons. Gene Ontology annotation, biological process: hippo signaling; regulation of cell population proliferation; apoptotic process. Gene Ontology annotation, molecular function: molecular adaptor activity; protein binding.